Microthlaspi erraticum is the source of this 1236-nucleotide messenger RNA. Lineage: Eukaryota; Viridiplantae; Streptophyta; Magnoliopsida; Brassicales; Brassicaceae. The record is from the annotation of a GenBank genome assembly.
AUGACCCAACGGUUGGAAGCGCAAGGGAAGAAGAAUUCAGGAAGCCGAUUUGAGUGGGAUGACGGAUCCGACUAUGAUGAUGUAACAAAGAUAUUUGUACGAGGUUGCUCUCUAGGCAUACAAUACAUUCAGUUCAACUACAUCAAGAAUGGACAACCGAAAUGUGGAUCAGUCCAUGGUUUAACGGAACAAGGUUUCACUCAAACGUUUGAGAUCAACCAUCUAAAAGAAAAAAAUGGUACCAAAUUUUCACUAUCUGUGGACGGAAAGAAGAUCAUUGGGUUUCACGGAUCUCCUAAGACGAAUCUCAACUCUCUUGGAGCAUACUUCACAUGGAUCGCUCCUACUAGAUUGGAAGCACAAGGUGGGAAAGGAGGCGAGGAGUGGAACGAUGGAUCCGACCAUGAAGGUGUUACAAAAAUCUAUGUACGAGGUGGUUGUGAUAUUAUACAAUACGUCAAGUUUGAUUAUCUCAAGGAUGGACAGCAAAUAUUUGGGUCUGCCCAUGGUGCCCCAGGUAGAGAUGGUUACACGCAGACGUUUGAGAUCAACCAUCUCAACAAGGAAUAUUUGGUGUCUGUUGAGGGUUACUAUGAUGACGACAAACCGGGGGUCAUUCAUGGGCUUGAAUUUGAAGCUAACAUCAAGACUUCAGGCCUAAUAGGAUACGCCAAGGGUAACAAGUUUAGACUAGCAGUCAAUGGAAAGAAGAUUAUUGGAUUUCAUGGAUAUAGUACUGAAAAGAAUCUUAACUCUCUUGGAGCAUAUUUCACGACCUCUCCUUUAACUAAAUUGGAAUACAUCGGUGAGACUAUUGAGGCUGUCCUCUGGGAUGAUGGUGCCUAUGAUGGCGUAAAAAAGGUGACAGUUUAUUGUGAUGUCACUUUUGUAUGGCAUGUAAGGUUCGACUAUGUUAACGGAGGCAAAGUGGAAAGGCUGGAGCACGGGUCUAAAUUUGGAUCGACAAAUGAUUUUGUGGUAGACUAUCCGAAUGAAUUUAUAACUUCUGUGGAGGGGACUUUGACCAUGGACGGAUCAAGUACGUGUGUUUCUUCGUUGACUUUCAAAACAUCAAAAGGGAGAACCUCUCUAACCUUUGGAAGGGAAGGUAAAAGUAAAUUCGUCCUUGAGAGCAAAGGUUGUGCUCUUGUUGGGUUCCACGGACGGUCGAGACAACAUCAAACUUCACACUCGAGAAGGAAUGUCACAAGAUUGUCGGUUUUCAUGGAAAAGUAA